Anopheles marshallii is the source of this 2247-nucleotide messenger RNA. It is a transcript of the gene PolI, whose product is annotated as DNA polymerase iota. NCBI's taxonomy places the organism in Eukaryota, Metazoa, Arthropoda, Insecta, Diptera, Culicidae. Bases 1 to 2247 code for a protein of 748 amino acids. Gene Ontology annotation, biological process: translesion synthesis. Gene Ontology annotation, molecular function: DNA-directed DNA polymerase activity; damaged DNA binding. The transcript has a single exon. The record is from RefSeq and is a predicted model, not a curated record.
AUGGAUGGACCGAAGGAAGCGGACGAUGAAGACCGGGUACAUCCGCGGGUCAUUAUUCAUAUCGAUAUGGACUAUUUUUAUGCUCAAGUAGAGGAAGUACUGAAUCCCUCCCUUAAGGAUAAGCCGUUCGCAGUAAAGCAACGUUUUUGUGUAGUAACCUCGAACUACAUCGCACGGCAGCAGGGCAUCAAGAAGCUGCAGCCUGUGAAGGAAGCUCUUGCCAUGUGCCCAGAGUUGGUGUUGAUCAAUGGGGAAGAUAUUACCAAGUAUAAGGAAAUGUCGGUACGUAUAAACGAAAUCAUGCAUCGGUUUACGACACACGUCGAAAAACUCGGGCUGGAUGAGAAUUACCUGGACGUAACGGAAUUAAUUGCCGAGCGGCUCGAACAACUGGAAGCGACGGGUGGUAGCGCAGAGCAUUCGCAUCUUAACUAUGUCGAGGGACUCAUCCAUCCUCCGCCGGAUAGAAGCGAAUGCGCCGAGGUGGCGCCAUUUCGGGAAACUGAUCGGGAUCUUUUCCGGCGAUGUUGCCACUGUGGCUGUGAUCGAAGACUUAUACUGGCAACACACCUAGCGAAAGAGAUACGUGACAGCAUAUACAAGGAGCUGGGGCUGCGCUGUUGUGCCGGAAUUGCGCAUAAUAAGCUGUUGGCAAAGCUGGUUGGUGCAGUUAACAAACAGAACAAGCAAACGGUUCUGCUUCCCACAAAAGGGAGCAUAUUCGUUGCAUCGCUUGGUUCGGUUCGUAGUCUUACCGGGAUAGGAGAAAAAACAGCCCAAACUUUGGCAGACUGCUGUGGUAUAAGCACCGUCACAGAUCUGCAAUACGUUGAGUUGGGCAAGCUUACUAAACACCUGGGCUACGAACAGGCAGUAAGAUUGAAGCAAAUUGCGUUCGGUCGAGACGAUACAGCCGUGAAGCAAACGGGUAAACCGAAAUCAGUCGGUCUAGAAGAUUCGUGCCCAUCCAUAUCGGUGCGGGCGGAUGCGGAAGAAAAGUUUCGCCAUCUGCUCGUGCGGCUGGUGAAAAACAUCGCUGAAGAUGGUCGGGUGCCGAUCGCUAUAAAGGUAACCGUUCGCAAGUAUGAUGUAGCGAAGCGAACCACACACCGCGAAUCGAAACAAGACAAACUGCUUCCCUCGAUGUUUCGACAUGCUAACGGGCGGCUGAUAUUGGCGGACGGUGCACAAGAUAAAAUUCUCGGCAUCGUCAUGAGAGUAUUCGAGCGGAUGGUUGAUCUGCGCCAACCGUUCAACAUCACGCUACUGGGGCUGUCAUUCUUCAAGUUUCAAGAGCGGCGGAUCGGUAGCAAAUCGAUCGCUAAUUUUCUAAUAAAAAAGUCCGACAUCGAGGUCCAGUCCAUAACCAAUCUUAGCAACGAGUCGAUCACGCUCAGCGAUAUCAGCUUUUGCUCGAACAAGUCAUCGCUUUCGGCAAUGGACUGUGAACCAUGCUGUUCCUCGGAUGCAGGCUCGAUCGCGUCUCAAUCCGGAUCGGAAUCAGACGUGGAACCAUCGCCAAAAAAGUCUCGUCGAGUUGUGUUGUGCUGUGUCCCAGGUACACAGGAACGACGAUACGGGAACAACAGUGAACCGGACGAAACCACACUAAGCAAGCUGCGAGUAGCCGAUCUACGAUUGAAUUCCAAAGAGUAUGAUCAGGACCAUCCUUCCACGGCUGUGUCGCCCGGUUCCCCGAUGGAUGUUUCCACACAAACCGGACCAUCGAAAAUGUCGUCAUUCUUCCGAGAGCGUAUAGCCACAACGUCCGAUCAACUCCCAAGCCGAUCCACACCGGUGUGCAUUAGAUCGUACGACAACAUGGCAGGCGGUAGCAGUAAAAUGGAAGUUACUGUUUCACCUUCGUCGAACGACAUUCCCCGCCGCGACCGUGUCGGAAGCGGAAGGGACCAAACGCAGAGUAAAAAUCAUAGCAAAAGUACAAACCUCCUGCCGCCCAACGUGGACCCGGAAGUGUUUCAUGCGCUGCCGGAUGACGUUCAACAGGAGCUACUUAGUAACUGGCGUAGGGCGAAUGGCGGUACGGUAGCCAGCAGUAGUGCAGGAUUAGGCCCUAGUAAAGCAAACUCCAACCCAGGCAGUGCGAGCUCAAGCAGUACUCACAACAAUUCCACCACUAACAAUAGUAGUAGUAAUAACAAUAAUAGUACUCCAGCAAAUGCUGCCGCAUCCGGUAAGGGUAGCACUAAAAAUACUUUACAUCGCUACUUCGUUAAAAACACGUAG